CAAAACUUUUCGAUCGAGCACAUUUUUAUUGGCUCAGAUUAAUAAAGUGGCCCUUUCAAGCCAACGUGCGCCCUCUUACAAUGGUGAACUGAUUCUUCAUUCCCGCGCACUGUUAAAAACAACUUGAUGAAAAAAUAUCGCUCAAGCGUGGUGUAUUUACCUUUCGAAUUCAAUGCCGCAUCGGAGCUGAAAAAAGCAUUUUCACUAUCGCCCAGUGAAUUUGAAUGAAAAGCGUCCAUGAAAAUCCAAAGGUGACCAUGAAAUCCUCACUAGUAUUACUUGUUCUAUUUUUUGCAUCGAGUAUUAAAUUUAACGAGGCUCUUAUUCAUGAUCCUGAAAUAGUUCAUUUUAUGGACCCAGGUGAAUGGGUUGAUAAUGAUAAGUCUGGCUUGCGCAUUUUUUGCCACAAUGCCAAGUCAAAGUAUAUUAUUAAUUUAUGGAAAACCGUUAUCAUGACUUUGAAAACAAAUUUAGAAAGCUAUGAAUUGUAUGAAGGAAGUUCUCCGCAUGAAGUUGUAGAUAAACAUGAAGAAAAUCAGAGAUAUUGGCGGUUCAAUUUGUUUAGUUCCAAAAAAAGCAAACAGUUUAGCAUUAAUCCAUUUGAAAAUAGUUGCAUUGGGGUGUACAUGAGCCCCAAAGGAAAUCAAUUUAAAUACAAAUUGAUAAUGACUCAAAAUACUAUUGAUUUAUUCAAGAUAUCAUUGACUGCAGUGGGUAUAUUCAUGUUUUGGUAUGCCAAAAAAUUAAGUCGAAACACUCUCUUUUAUUACAUGAGUGGAAUUAGCCUUGGAGUCACUUUAUCAAUUCUUAUUUUGAUUUAUUUGUUGGGAAAACUAUUUCCUAAAGGCAAGUUUAUGUACUUAAUGGUGGCUACUGGCUAUACAAUGAGUUUUUAUGUGGCUCAAAUACUAUUAGAAAAUGCUCAGAUGAUAGCUAUGCAAUAUCGAGAUUAUGUUUUGUAUUACAUCCUAUCUACAGCUCUGAUAAGUUUUAUAAUUUGUUAUCGAAUUGGACCUGUUACCAAUACUAGAACAAGAAAUAUCAUUCAGUGGGCUCUGCAGAUUGCUGGAUUAGUGUGUGUUUAUCACAGUAGUUACUUUAGAGAAGCAUCAACAUCACUUUGCAUAUUAUUAUUGGUACUCUACAAUGUUCCAACCAUAUUUUACUACAAAAGUCGUGACUAUUGGAAACAAAUGUUUCCGGAACGUCGUCGUUUGCUAACUGAUGAUGAAUACCGAAAAGAGGCAGUGAUAGAAACUAAAAAAGCAUUGGAUGGACUUCAACAAUUUUGUCAUAGUCCACAAUGUAAUCCGUGGAAAACAGUUUUAACAUUAAAAGAUCCUAUAAGGUUUGCCAGAUUUAUGGAAGGAAAUAGUCACCUUUUAGAAAAUGAAUCUAUGGAACAUGAUGCUGAAUUAACUAAACUUAUAGAUGAAUGUGAUCUCACAGAUGAUGAAGAAUACGAUAAUAGUAAUUUUUCUUUCUAAAUGUGACAAUAAUGCCAUAUUAUUAUUGUGUUUGAAUUGUAUAUCAGCGUAAUAAUUGACUUGCUGUCUGUUUUUUGAUCAUGUUUUGAAGAGAAUUUUAUUUAUGAAUAUGGUGACUUUUCUAGUUUACAUAAAAAGUAGAAAUGAUAUGAGUUUCGGGACAAUACAAAAAAAAUAAUCCUCCAAUCAUACAAUUUUAAAAUACCAGCAAAAAUAAAAGUCUUUUAUUUUGCGUUAUCAUAUGAAACACUUCGAAAUGAAUAGUAGGCCGCGAAAAACAGAAAAGUCUGAGGGUACGUGUAAUUAGCGGCCGAGGCGAAGCCGAGGCCAAUAAACACGUGCCCUGAGGCUUUCUGUUUUCGCGGCUUAGGCCUCUAUACUAUUCAUAUCCCGUGACUCGAAAAUAGCUCUUCCCGUUUAGCACAGCGGCCGGGAAGUAGUCAUUUUCGGGCCACUAGUAUGAAAAUUGAAUUUGAUUUAGUUACGGUACAAUGAAAUUAGUGUUUAUAGAAUUAGAAAUAUAAUGUUGAUCUUGCUUGUGAGGUGAUAUUUUGUAAAAAUACUUGAUAAGGCGACAAUUGCAAGUAUGACUUGCUGUUAAUAAAAUAUUUAUUUUCUCAUAAA
Trichogramma pretiosum is the source of this 2111-nucleotide messenger RNA. RefSeq names its product nuclear envelope integral membrane protein 1 (gene Nemp). The transcript has 8 exons. NCBI's taxonomy places the organism in Eukaryota, Metazoa, Arthropoda, Insecta, Hymenoptera, Trichogrammatidae. Gene Ontology annotation, cellular component: nuclear envelope. Bases 225 to 1487 code for a protein of 420 amino acids. The record is from RefSeq and is a predicted model, not a curated record.